Messenger RNA from Haliotis rubra (blacklip abalone), 1071 nucleotides. RefSeq lists its product as uncharacterized. The record is from RefSeq and is a predicted model, not a curated record. Bases 88 to 798 code for a protein of 236 amino acids. The transcript has 6 exons. NCBI's taxonomy places the organism in Eukaryota, Metazoa, Mollusca, Gastropoda, Lepetellida, Haliotidae.
UAAGCAGAUCAUUCCGGAUUCAACUUCCCUGUCAGAUCAGUUCGCCAAACUGUCCGGAGCGCCGCUCACACAUCACAGUAUUCUAACAUGGCGACCAGACACGGACAAAACGUUGCCAACGGAGUAAUAUCUGUUACUGUCUUGGUUCUUGGUGUUAUCGUCAGCAUUGUGUUGAGUGCAUUUCUUCGAAAGUUCACGAGAAACGACUUCAGCAACACCGCUUACACCAUCAACCAUCAUCGCAGGGUAUUUGGGUUUGCGACAUCGUCGAUAUGGACCCUUGGCCUGUUUUACGUGCUCCCUGGCCUGAUUGGUUUCAUCUCCGCCUUCGUCAAACAAAAAGGAGUGUACAUCACUCACAUGGUGUUCAGCAUUAUCUCCCUUGUCGUCAUGGGGAUCUUCUUCCUGGUUGGACUCAUUGCCAUUCCUGGCCUCGUUACCAUGAACACCAGACAGUGCGCCUCCAUGGGAACCAAAUGCCAGUGCCCGAAUUCGGAGCCAGUACCAAUGACCUGUGACGACUUGCACAGCAUCUACGCCAUGACUAUCGUGCUCGCUCUCGUCUUUAUCGUAGCAUGGGUUCUCUCCCUUGUCGGCACUGUUCUCUCCGGCAUCCUCGGCUGCAGACGCGAGCCUGUGGGCAUCAUCAUCCAUAGGUCCCCCAACACAACCGCCACUGUCGUCGGUGUGAUGCCGAGGAUGAUACGGACGACGCCAACAGGGUACACUCCCCUCCAGGUGGAGUACCAACCCCAUGAGAUGCACGACAAGGCCAGUCUGGUCGCCAACAUCAUCUAGAGCACCUGCAGAAGGAGCAUGUGAUUCUUCCGCACUACAACUUAUGCUUGAGAAUGAUAUAUGUCCCAAGAGCUUGCAUGUCGGCAAACCUACACGAUACCCUGGGUUUCUUCACCUGGUUCUCGCGAUCUCAAAUUACCCGCAACAGAUUUUCCUCAGACAAAUUCAUUUACUUCUCUGCUCAGUCUAACGGAUCAUUCAUACGAUGACAAGUGAGCCUUAACGCCGCUUUGAGCUAUAUUCCAGCAAAUAUCACAGCGGAGCACACCAGAA